CACCCUGAAGGAAUCAGUCAUGUGACGGCUGGAAAAAUCCAUCUGUCACACCCUGAAGAUGGAGCACAAAACACAUGAUCCAACAGAAAAUCUGUUGAAGGAAAGCAAAGCCACGUCCUGGGGUCCAAUAAACACAGGAGUACAGAAAGGCAGUGGUCAGAUCCAGCUGUGGCAGUUCCUCCUGGAGCUCCUCUCGGACAGCACCAACAUGUCGUGCAUCGCCUGGGAAGGAACCAACGGCGAGUUCAAGCUCAUCGACCCGGACGAGGUGGCCCGGCGCUGGGGGGAGCGCAAAAGCAAACCCAACAUGAACUAUGACAAGCUGAGCCGGGCCCUGCGCUACUACUACGACAAGAACAUCAUGACCAAAGUCCACGGAAAGCGUUACGCAUACAAGUUUGACUUCCACGGCCUGGCGCAGGUGUGCCAGCCGUCCACCACGGAGCAGGCCAUCUACAAGUUCCAGGGGAACUUCUCCCCUAUUCCGUUUUCAGGGAUCUCCAAACUGAACCUGGUGGCUCCAGGUGUGGCCCCCUCGGGCUUCUCGUACUGGCCCGGGUCCCCACCGGCGGCCCUGUACCACAGCCACAACCUGCAGCCUCCGGGCCCGUUCGGCACCGUGUCCCCGUCCCACAUCAGCUGCGUCAACAACAUCAACAGUCUGAGCAACAUCAACAACCACUAUAACUGACUGGAGAACAGCUUUAGACCAGGGCCGGCACACUCAGUCCACUUCAGGGGCCACAUCCAGAAUAAUACAGCGGCUCCCAAACUUCCCAU
Sphaeramia orbicularis (orbiculate cardinalfish) is the source of this 780-nucleotide messenger RNA. It is a transcript of the gene fev, whose product is annotated as FEV transcription factor, ETS family member. Bases 59 to 691 code for a protein of 210 amino acids. NCBI's taxonomy places the organism in Eukaryota, Metazoa, Chordata, Actinopteri, Kurtiformes, Apogonidae. The transcript has 3 exons. Gene Ontology annotation, molecular function: DNA-binding transcription factor activity, RNA polymerase II-specific; sequence-specific DNA binding. Gene Ontology annotation, biological process: cell differentiation; regulation of transcription by RNA polymerase II. The record is from RefSeq and is a predicted model, not a curated record. Gene Ontology annotation, cellular component: nucleus.